Messenger RNA from Paraglomus occultum, 3000 nucleotides. The record is from the annotation of a GenBank genome assembly. Lineage: Eukaryota; Fungi; Glomeromycota; Glomeromycetes; Paraglomerales; Paraglomeraceae.
AUGUCAAGUCCCGAUAAAAUGCAAAUAGUCAAGCCCGGUUGGGCGCAUACAGACGAGAAGGGUGCGAAGCAAAGCAUAUACUCCAUACAUGUACAUCCUCUUGGUAAAAGAGUGGCCACUGGUAGCUUGGACACGAAAAUAAAAGUUUGGGAUGCCGAGGUAGUGUUGGAUGAAACGAGAUCUAAUGAAGAGACGCUUUUGUGUACAAUGUCUACACAUAAUGGCGCUGUCCUGUGUGUUCGAUGGUCCAAUAUCGACGGCAGAUAUCUUGCGUCAGGCUCUGAUGAUCAAAUUAUAUUGAUUUGGGAACUAGACAACGUGUCACGUGACACAACUAGCGUGUUUGGGAGCAACGAGAAAAAUAUAGAAAACUGGAAGGUUGUAAGAAGACUUACCGCUCAUUCUUCAGAUGUUGCCGGCUUAUCGUGGUCUGAUGAUAACAGAUAUCUAGCAUCUUGCGGAUUUGAUUCUAACAUAUUCAUUUGGGAUGGUCGGACUUUUGACCGGCUCACGACACUUACAGCACAUAAUGGAUUUGUUAAAGGUCUAAGCUGGGAUCCAGUCGGACAAUAUCUGGCAAGCGAGUCAGAUGACAGAACAGUAAAAAUAUGGCGAACGUCCGACUGGCAAGUGGAGACUAAUAUUCAAGACCCUUUUGUCACGUCACCUACAAGCACUUUUUUUCAACGGUUAAGCUGGUCACCAGACGGAUCCCAUAUUGCAUGUGCCAAUUGCCAAGAAGGGCCUGUCGCCGUGGCAGCUAUUCUUCGAAGAACUGAAUGGACUACAGUUGUAUCUUUAGUUGGGCAUCAAAGUCCGGUCGAAGUAGUCAUAUUUACAUCUCAGAAUCUCAUUUUGUUCAAGGCCUUCAAUCCCAAAUUAUUCAAACCAUCAGAUGAAUCCUCAACAACUGGAACUAUCUGUGCCGUCGGAAGUCAAGAUCAUUGCAUAUCCAUUUGGUCAACGAACUAUGCUCGACCAUUGUUUGCCACGGAACAAAUAUUUGAACGCAGCGUCCUAGAUUUAUGUUGGUCUCCGGAUGGACAUACUUUAUUUGCUGCCUCAUAUGAUGGGAGCGUUUGCAUUCUUAGAUUUUUCGAGGGUUCGUUUGGUACGCCUGUUGCACAAGAAGAGAAAGAGCGAAUUUUAGAGCAGUACGGUUACAAAAGAAAAGACGCAAUAAUAAUAGAAAACACUGCGCAAUAUACUUUUGAAGAACAACGAAACAUAGAGAAGAAAUCGAAUCGCAUAUCAGAAAUAAUAGAAGGUCCUCAAACUACCUCGUCUUUCGAUUCACCAACGAUAAUCAGUGAACCUCACCAACCGCCUUCGACGGUUCCGUCUGUGCCUCCUCAACUGCCUUCUCAAUCAUCCAUCCAGCUUGGACAACAACAAUCUCCCAACAAAACCAAUAAUCCUGCGAUAACUAACGCAGGAUCGCCAACAUCCCCGAUAUCGAAUAAUACGGUUAUGUCAGAGACAAGUCCGGGAACGGGCACAGUAUCGCAGCCGUCAGGGGGUGUGGCGGUUUUGGCAGGUGGAAGUACAUUGGAAUCAACGUCGGCAACCGCAACUGGUGUCAAGAACCUCAGUACUCCAGUGCAGCAAACCGUUACUAUUAUGAAAGAUGGUAAAAGAAGAAUACAGCCGCAGUUUCUUCGUGGUCUAUCACCACCUGCUUCACAGCCGAUGACGACAUCAUCUUUUCCUCCAAUUACGGCUCCGUCAUCCAACCUACAAGCUUCGACGAAUGUAUUCCAACCUUCCCAACAACAUCAAGAACGACAGCAAUCUUCUGUGGAAAUGUCUCAGCCUUCAUCUUCUCUUCCGCCCGGUGGUAUUCCUGCGCUCUUUGUCGGCAAUAAACGGCAUGUGGCAGACACAGAGUCAGCGCAACCUUCUAGUAAGAGAAUGGCCUCUGCUAAAGGACGUCUUGAUACUGACUCAAGGACAUUACGAGCAGCAAACGAAUUACCAGUUGUCGCCAUGUCACAAGUGAGAUUGGGCGUGCCUGUUGUAAAAGAAGAGCUGAAAUUGGAAUUAGUUAAUGGGAUAAUCGAAUGUCGGAACAAAGACAAAGUGUCAAAGAUAACCUGUAGACGUAAAGGAGCCGUCGAAUGGAUAGACCAGGUGAAUAGUCCCAUAUUGCUCAUUGAUCACAAUGACACUUACACAACAUUUUCAUGUGAAGACGGAAGCGUUUAUAUUCACUCUUCUGGUGGAAGACGCAUAUUUCCACCUAUAAUGCUCGAAGCGCCAGCAUCCUUCAUGGACUCUAAUGAUAAAUAUCUGCUAAUAUUAACUCAAAUUGGCCUCAUAUACGCGUGGAAUAUUGCAACGCAAACUUCCAUUCUCUCGGGCGUAUCUCUGGCACCAGUACUCCAAGUUGCGACACUAUCGUCUAAUGAAUUCACAAAAACAACCAUAAAAGCCGCAUCUAUCACUCGCAACGGAGUUCCUCUUGUUCUUACAUCGAAUGACGACACCUGGUUAUAUCACAUAACAAUGAAAUCCUGGAUGCGCGUUGUCAAUUCAUCUUAUACUGGUCCGGACUUUCCACCUCCUACGAUUCCAAAAUGGAAGUUAGGUCUAAUCGGAAGAGCGGAAGAACAAUCACGCACAAGAAGAGGUGUUUCACAGGGACAGAUUUACCUCGAGAACCCGGGUGUUGGUCCGAGGGUGUUGGGACAUUUGGAGACCGUGUUGAGUGCGGCGAAGAUAAUUGACAGUCCAAGUGAAUUCAGACAAUAUUUAUUUUUAUAUGUGCAGCAGCUUACUGAUGCUCAACAGGAAGUAAAAUUGAGGGAAGUUUGUAAGGAAUUGUUGGGGCCGCCCGGGGGCCAAAGGUUAGUUGAAAAGUUGAGAGAAAGCCUUAAUGGGAAGUACACAAAAUGGUUGGGAGCCUACCUUGCUGGUUCUAAUCGUGCUUUACAACGAAUCGUCGAGGAGUUUGAUGAGGCACUCAAGCGUUUCUCACAACCCGUUCCAAUGGAAAUGUAA